AUGAUUUCUUCCAAGACGAACGGAACACGGAAUGGUGAUAUUCAUCAGCUGCAAAAUCAUCAUCAUACCAAUGAGACAAUUACGGAAUUUCCAUCACACACUAAUGAACAUGAGUAUUAUGAUCUUAAAAAGGAGGCUCCUCUUCAAUUUUUUGAUGAGAAUGAUAAGGAUUUGUGGGAAAAUAAGGAAAAACAACAAGUUGGAUUGAAAUCAGAGGAAAAGAUUGGAGUGGCUGAUCCAAGAACUGGAUUCGCCAAUACAGAAAAGACAAAUACCUCUUCCGAUGGAGAGGGUCAUUGGGAAGCAACAAUUGGAAGGUUUCUAUUAAGAUUAACAACUGCUAGGAGAAUUGUUUCUCUAGUUCUUCUCUGUCAAUAUUUUCUUCUACUAUUGGGUGCCUACCAACAGGGAACAACAAUGUUUUGUAUAAUGUUAUUCACCUGUAUUCUUGGAGUAAUUAAUAAUAGCAAAUAUGUUAGAUUAUCCUUCACCCAUAGUGAUGAUAAUGUGGGACAUUCGGAGGAGAGAAAUAGAGUCUUGAUAAGUUUGGCCAUCUUCUCUUUUAGAUAUUGUUUGUUUCCAGAGCUUCGGAUUGUGUUGGUACCAUUGUAUUUGCUAAUUGUCAUGUCCUCAAAUGUUUUGAGUAUCAAUUCGUGGUUUUACACAUUGGCUCCUAUUUACUUUACUUUGGCACAUUUUGGAUGCUCUGGUGUUUAUGGAUUUAUCCAGCAUGGAAUUUCAAAAGAGUUCUAUGAUAACUGGGCCUUAUUCCUCUCAAUAUUGAUUUUCAGUUAUUAUGUGAUUUCUACUUCAGUGCAUUUGAGAUCGAAAUUGGACAAGUUGGAGCAGACAACAGCUCAGUUGGAGAAUGCUCUCUCUGCAAAAAGUGUAUUUCUGAGGCAUAUUUCACAUGAAUUUAGAUCACCAUGUUUGAGUAGUUUGGGAAGUGUUGAAUUAUUGAGGGAAACCACCUUGACCGAUUAUCAGAGAGAUUUAGUGGAGACAAUUGCAUCAUCGGAUGGAAUUUUAUUGAACCUUAUUGAGGAUGUUCUCACACUAGUGAAAAUUGAACAUGAGGAAAGAAUUGCUGAAAAGGAGGAAAUUACUGAAAAAACAAAAUUCUUGACAGUUUUCAGUUUGGAUAAUUGUGUGAAAAUGAUUGGAAAUAUUAUUAAGAGUUACUCUACUCAAUUCGAAGUGAAUGUUUGCGUUUCAGUUGAGGCUCUGGCAAAGAACGUUUACGUGAGAGCCAAUCAAACAAGAAUUCAUCAAAUUAUUUCCAAUUUGAUGACCAAUAGUGUGAAAGCGUCUAAAAAGGGUGAUUCAGUUGAGUUGAGGUGCUAUUUGGAUGGAAUAGAAUCUGUUUCGAAUGGUGUCACCGAACAAAAUGUUGUUUUUAAAGUUAUAGAUCAUGGCAUUGGUAUUCCAAAAGAGAAACAGGAAAGAAUCUUUGAGCCAUUCUCUCAACUUCACAAUUUGAAUGAAUCUGUUUAUCCAGGAACAGGAUUGGGUUUGUCAACGGUUCUUCAUAAUGUGAGAGCAAUGAAAGGAAAUAUCAUUCUCAAAUCGGAUCUACAUCAAGGAGCCGAAUUCACAGUUACCUUACCGCUAGAAGUUGUAAAACCUGAUGAAAAAGAUCUGUCGACAGAACAGCACGAUAUUGACCCUUCCAUUAAGAGACAAUUGAAAAUUCAAGAAAAUUACAUUAAACUCUUCUCAACCUUUGAUAGAUCGGGAGAAUGUAAAGGGGAGGCCAGUAUUUUGGUAGCUGAUGAUAAUGCCAUCAACAGAAAAGUCAUUCUCAAGCUGAUUGAAAGUCUAGGAUAUAAAGCAGAUGCUGUUUGUGACGGGAAACAAUUGGUCGAACAGUAUGAUCCAAAGAGGCACAAAUUGAUCAUUACAGAUUUUAAUAUGCCUGUUAUGGAUGGAUUGGAAGCGUCAAAGGAGAUUAGAAAGAUACACGGCACUGCAAGGAUUGUUGCCCUCACAGGUGACGUCAUGGCUGAGACACCAAGCUCUGUAUUUGAUAAGGUUCUUGUAAAGCCCAUCCACAAGGGUACAUUGAAGAAGUGUAUUGAGGAAAGUUUGGUCUAG
Messenger RNA from Naegleria gruberi, 2094 nucleotides. RefSeq lists its product as uncharacterized. NCBI's taxonomy places the organism in Eukaryota, Heterolobosea, Eutetramitea, Acrasida, Naegleriidae. Gene Ontology annotation, molecular function: phosphorelay sensor kinase activity; histidine phosphotransfer kinase activity. The transcript has 4 exons. The record is from RefSeq and is a predicted model, not a curated record. Bases 1 to 2094 code for a protein of 697 amino acids. Gene Ontology annotation, biological process: phosphorelay signal transduction system; protein autophosphorylation.